UUGUACUGUGCCUGGGAAAGCGCCCGCGGUGGGCUGCAAGGGACAUAUCUCCGACAACAGGGAAAGGCCCGGGACCAGAGAGACCCCUGGGCAUCCUGGGAAGGGCAUGGGCUCUGUGUUGAGCAGGGGCGUCCAGAACCUAAGCCUGGUCUAGGCAUCCAGGAGAGGAACGCAGGCUAGUGCACCCGACAUGCGGUGGGAGAACACACCCAGAGGCGGAAGCGGCGCGCGGAGACCCCCAGGGGGCGCCGGAAGGGGCGCGCUGGGCGGUUGGUCGCGGCCGGGGCGGUGGCCGUUGGCAAUCAGCGGCCUGGGCCAGGCGAGGUCAGGCGUCUGGCCAGGCCGCGGCCACCAUGACCAACGGCUCGCCCAGCUCUUUGGGCGGAGGCCGUGCGACACCCAAGAAGCCGGGUAGUCGGGGCCCAGCGGCUGCAGUACUGGAGGAACAGAGGCGGGAGCUGGAGAAGCUGCGGGCCGAGCUGGAGUCGGAGCGGGCGAGCAGGCGAGCGGAGCGGCGGCGCUUCUCGGCCCAGGCGCGCCAGCUGCGGGAGGCGGCCGAGCGGGAGCGGCAGCAGCUGGUUGACCACCUGCGCUCCAAGUGGGAGGCACAGCGCUGCCGGGAGCUGCGGCAGCUUCGGGCGGAGGUACGGCGAGAGCGCGAGACCGAGAUCCGGCAGCUGCUGCGCUGGAAGGAGGCCGAGAAACGGCAGCUGCAACAGCUGCUGCACAGCGAGCGCGACGACGUGGUGCGCCAGGCUCGGGAGCUGCAGCGCCAGCUGGCCGAGGAGCUCGUGAACCGGGGUUACUGCGGCCGCGCGGGGGCGCCCAGAGUCGCCGCCUCACAGUGCCGCUGUCGCCUACAAGAAGUACUGGCGCAGCUUCGUUGGGAGACCGACGGCGAGCAGGCCUCGCGCAUCCGCCACCUGCAGGCGGCGCUCGAUGUGGAGCGUCAGCUCUUCCUCAAGUACAUCCUGGAGCACUUCCGCUGGCACCCUGCUUUGUCCGGUCCCAAGACCUUCGAGGACUCUCGAGGCCCCCUAAAGUCCGCCAGUCUCCUCGAAUCCCUCGACGGCGUGAGCGCUGGCUACCGCGCGCGCUCCCGCUCCCUGGACAUGGGGCGUGCGGCGUGCCCCAACUCUCCAGACAGCCUGCUCCCCAAGCGCGCCAGUUCCCUCAAUUCCUUGGCACCAGCGCGUUCCCGCUCGCUCGACAGCACCCUGAGUCGCCUCAAAGCCCCCGAAUGCCAGCCCCUUUGGGCCGUCUCUUCGCCAGCCGUCUCCAUCCUGGGCUCCCCGAAUCCCCCGCCGCCGCCGCUACCAUCGCCACCACCACCGUCGGAGCACAGGACCCCAGGCGACCCUCCACGAGAAGACGACUCCGGGAGCCAGCCCUGUGAGUCCCUGACCCCUUCACCGCCUGUCCUGAACUACCACGAGCUGGUGAAGCGGAACUCAGAACUGUCUGAGGCGUUGCAGGUGCGGGCGCGCCGCCGCUCUGGUCUGCACAAAAAGAACACGUUGCUGCGGCGCGCGGGCUUCCCCGACGCGGUCGAUGAGAAGGUGAAACGGCUUAAGGAGAAGCGCGCGGAGCCGACAGGCCUGGCGCAGCGCCUAGAGGACCGGGCUCGCAAGCUGCAAGACACCAACCUGCGGGCUGUGAGAGCUCCUGUGCUGGGCGAGAGCUGCGCUGGCCUGGAGCUGUGGCAGGCUUUCGCCUGCCAGCGCGCCCGGGACUUGUCGGAGCAGGCGAGUGCGCUGCUGGCCAAGGACAAGCAGAUCGAAGAGCUGCGGCAGAAGUGCCACCUGCUGCAGGCGCGCGUCGCCUCGGGCCUCGCCAGCGCCCCGCACUCUGGGGUGGGUGUCUCCCAAGCCCAGUGGCUCAGUGUCAGCGACUUGGACCGGCGGCAGCGAGAGUCCCAGCGGGAGGUGCUGCGCCUGCAGAGGCAGUUGGCGCUCCAGCAGGCCACCGGCAGCACCCGCCCGAAGCCCGGUGCCCGCAGCGCACCCUGCGAGGAGGCGCGGCGCCAGGUGCAGGCCCUGGAGAGCGAGCCGGGAGCGCGGCGGCGCGAGUGCGAGGAGCUGAGCGCGCAGGCGGCGGCGGCGCGGCGGAGCGGCGAGGAGGCGGAAGCGCAGCUGCAGGCGGCUCUGUGCGAGGGCUCCUGGCUGGCCGAGGAGAAGGCGCAGUUCCAGGCCCAGGCCGACUGGACACAGGUGGCGGACGAGAACAAGGACGUGUGCGAACAGCUGGGCCGCGCGUGCCAGGAGCGCGACGCCGCGGGCUUGCUGGCGGAGCAGCUGCUGCAGCAGGCGGCGCGCGGGCAGGACAGGCGGCAACAGCUGGAACACGACCUGCAGAAGGCGCCGUGUGAUCUGCAGGCUCCUCGGGAGGAGACGCGCGCCCUGCCGUGCCAGCCUGGUCACGCGCCCCAGGAACCCGAGGGAGCCCCCCACGCCCUGGAGUCCCCAGUUACGGGUAGCAGAAGGACCAAGUUGCAGCCAGGGCCUAAAGACCAAGCCCCGUCCCAGCCUGGCAAAGACCAAGUGAAGGAGAAGGCAGAGUCUCUGCUGGAGAGCCCAGCUGCCCUCAGGGAGCCAGCCAGCGACCCCCACGUGCCAGACAGCAUCCCAAACAGCCGGCCUUUGGACUCCAGGCCCCAGGCCAAGAAAGCUAGCUCCCAGUGGAACUCCUCCUCUGAGGUGGGGUCCGCGUGGGCGACUGUGCCAUCCUGCCCAACUCUGGACAUGGACACAGCCAGCAAGGCGGAGGAUCUAGAGCCUGAGAGUGCGUCCUUGACCCUGGAAAUGGGGGACUCAGAGGCUCCCCCCACCCCCCAGCUCAGGAUCUUCCUGGCUCAGUAUAGCUACAACCCACUUGAGGGACCCAAUGAGCACCCUGAGAGUGAGCUGCCCCUCACAGCUGGGGAUUAUAUAUAUAUCUUCGGGGACAUGGAUGAAGAUGGCUUCUAUGAAGGGGAGCUUGAGGACGGCCGGCGAGGACUGGUGCCCUCCAACCUGGUGGAGCAGAUUCCAGACAACGACAUCCUGGGCUGCCUGCCCCCCACAUUCCCUGACCUUGGCCCCCCAUGGCUCCUGGCUGGGCAGGGCAACGCUUCAAAGGAAAACACUGGGCAAAGCUUAUUGCCUGGGAAAGCCCAGGAAACUGUGGACAAGGGGCUGUGCCAGAUGGUGAGGGUAGGCUCCAAGACAGAAGUGGCGACAGAGCUCUCAGAUGCCAAGAUGGAAGAUGGCUGGCUGGGCUCACUGAAUUAUGCACAGGAGCAGAGGUUCUCCAGAUCCCUUCUGGGAGCAAGAGGGGUCCUUUGUGUGGCCCCCAUGCAAUUACACCUGCAGAGAGUUGCAGCCACAUCAGCUGAGAUCACCUGGGUCCACAGCAGCAGCAGCCAUGCCCACAUGGUAUACCUCGAUGACCAGGAGCAUGCCCUAACCCCAGCAGGGGUGAGCUGCUACACCUUCCACAGCCUGUGUCCUGGCACAAGGUACCAGGUGCGGGUGGAGGUGCAGCUGCUGUGGGACUCACUGCAGGUGUGCUGGAAAACAAUGUCUCCUACCAUCACCUUCAACACACCCGUGGCAGGACCCCCUGACCCUCCCCUGGAUGUGCUGGUGGAAUGUCACCCUUCACCAGGUCUCCUGGUGGUCAGCUGGCUCCCAGUGACCAUCGACUCAGCUGGGUCCUCCAACGGAGUCCAGGUCACUGGCUAUGCUAUAUACGCUGAUGGGCUCAAGGUUGCGGAGGUCACCGAAGCCACAGCUGGGAGCACCGUGUUGGAGUUUUCCCAGCUCCAGCCUACCCUGAUGUGCGAGAAGGUCUCGGUGAGAACUAUGUCACUUUGUGGCGAGUCUCUGGAUUCUGUGCCAGCUCAGAUCCCUCACAACUGUUUAGCCUGUCACCAAUUGCCAGAGACUUCUCCCUUGAGGUGCACCUAUGGUGACCUGUCCACCUGCACAGUCACCUUCCCUGUCUGCCCUCAGAGGCUGACACUAGCUUCCCUGAGCUCCAACAGCAGCCCUCACACCCCUGGAAGCUGCGGGGAGAACCAGGCUGAGUUCCUAGAAGUAAUCGUUGAAGAAACCCCAAGGAGGAGGUCCCCACUGCCCACCCUGAGUUCAGAAGGAGAAUGUCCAAGUGCGGGAUCUGACAGUCAAGCUCAGGGGCCUGAGGAGGCCUGGGAGGUCUGCAGAAAGGCCCUGCUCUUUUAGAAGAGUCCCCAGAACCACAGACUGCCUCUGCCCAGUGGCCAGUGCAGGAGGGAGGAAGACUACUACCAGCACACGGGCACCCGACAAAGCCCUGCCCUGGGGGCUGCCCAUGUAUCCCCUGAGUGUGGGCCCAGGAAGGAAAGCUGAAGGAGGUCGUGCUAAAGAGCAGCAAGGUCGUGCGGGCUGACGUCUGUGUUGUGGGCAUUGGUGCUGUGCCCGCCACGGGCUUCCUGAGGCAGAGUGGCAUCGAUCUGGAUUCCCGGGGCUUCAUCCCAGUCAA
Messenger RNA from Manis pentadactyla (Chinese pangolin), 4500 nucleotides. Its product is annotated as RIMS-binding protein 3C-like. Gene Ontology annotation, cellular component: nucleus; manchette. NCBI's taxonomy places the organism in Eukaryota, Metazoa, Chordata, Mammalia, Pholidota, Manidae. The transcript has 3 exons. Gene Ontology annotation, biological process: spermatid development; neuromuscular synaptic transmission; fertilization. Gene Ontology annotation, molecular function: protein binding. The record is from RefSeq and is a predicted model, not a curated record.